CGUUGGAAUGAUGGACAGGCGGAGGAGGCUACAGCAGUAACUGAGGGUUGAAAGAAAGUCGCGCGGCUCAGAGACAGGACCGGGGAGACUGCCUGAGAAAAACUUAAAAAGGGCCACCCUCUGCCCCACCUCCAUAACUCUCGCCCCCCCCACCACUACCACCACCACACAACUCGCCAAUCUACUCCACUAAACACAACCACACCCCUGCUUUUCUGACCUAUCGAUAAAAGCUUGUUUGGCUCCAAACAUCUUGGGUGGUGCUUUAUUCUUCGGACUCUGUCCCAUUUGUCGCCUCCACCUCCCCUCCCCACCCACCACCGUAUCCACUCCCGCUGCGUCGACUGCGGUACCUGCGCGCGCCUAAAUACUCUCAAACCCGUUCCUGCAUACCUUCUCCCCGAAAAACUCCGUCUGCCCCUACGCUCCCCUCCCCCAUACUGCCUUUCUACCGCGGCGAUGCCUUCAAGGCCCUCUUCAGUCCCGUCCAUCCCGGGCAUAAAGGCGGGACAUGACCUCGCUCAGAUGCUGCGCGCCGAGAUCGCGGAGAUGCUCGGAAGGGGGAGGAACCUAACCUUUCCCGGUAUUCCCCACAUCCGACCCGCCCCUACUACAUCGAUUGCUUCCCCCUAAGAGGGAUUAUGUUGAUUAUUAGUAGGCGCUCAACCCAUUUCCUUUGCCCGCAAGCACCUUGACGAACUCAAGUGCGAAGAGUAAGUUCUUCACCCUCUCCCGUCCCCCGACGGAUGCUGCAGGUUUAGCUAGCGCGACUUGAGCUAUAUCGUCCGGGCCUUAAAAGGGCUCGUCCGGAGCCACCUGACUGACUUAUUGUUGUUAGCUAUUACCUUUGCGAGAAAUCGGACGGUAUACGUUGUCUACUUUAUUUCACCUAUGAUGGUGACCGUGAGGCCCAUUACCUAAUUGACCGAAAAAAUGAUUACUACUUUGUCCCCUAUCUACACUUCCCCAUGCCCGAUGACCCCACCUUCCGGGGAUUCCAUCGAGAGACUUUGGUUGACGGAGAGUUGGUCUUGGACGAUGUCGGUGGACCGAGACCGUUGUUGAGAUACCUGAUCUUCGAUUGCUUAAUACUUGACAAGAAGCACGUGAUGAAUAGGACCCUGGACAAGAGACUUGCUGUGCGAGGCCCGGAUCUCUUCUAGCAAAAUCCGUACUAACCCUUGGCAGUAUUUCCGCGAAUACGUCUACAACCCUUAUGAAAACCUCAUCCAGAAAUUUCCACAGGUGCUGGAUGAUUUUCCCUUCCAGUUAGUACCAACCGCCCCCUUGUCAAGCCCAACCGCCUCCAUUAUUUAUCCGUGUAGAUCGCUGAUGGGGUUGGCCAUGGUAGGGUCGCAAUCAAGAAAAUGGAAUUCUCGUACGCCAUUCACAUGAUGUUCCAGGAUGUCUUGCCGAAUCUACCUCACGGGAAUGACGGCCUCAUUUUCACUUGCCGAACAUCGCCGUAUAGAUUUGGCACAGAUCAGAACAUGUAAGCUGUAUGUUUCCACCUGGAGGUGGUGGGGCUAAUUGAUAUCCUUCAGCUUAAAGUGGAAACCAGCAGAGGAAAAUUCAAUCGACUUCCGACUGAACCUCGAGUUCCCCCUCAUCUCUCGGGAGGACCUCGAAGGCGACGAUGAAGACGAAUCCGAUACGGACUCGAUGGCGCCUGAUUAUGAUGCGAUGCCCAAGUUCAAUCUUUCAGUCUUCAUGGGUGAGGGGAGGUACGAGAAAUGGGCGGAGAUGUACGUCACACCCCUGGAGUGGGACGAGUUUAAGAGCAUGGGAAAACCUCUCGACGAGGAAAUCGUUGAGUGCGCAAUGGACGACCAGGGCAGAUGGAGGUUCUUGAGGUUGAGGACGGAUAAAAAGGAGGGCAAUCACAUUUCGACCGUUAACAGCGUCAUCGAGAGCAUCCGUGAUGGGGUAGGUAAGGAGGAUUUGAUGGCCGCUGCCAAAGAGAUACGAGCUGCCUGGAAAGCUAGACUUCCCGGGCAGCAGCACUAGGAGUAGCUUUUCCUUCCGAGUCAUUGAUUGUUUGUCAAGGAGUGGGAUUCAGCAUUUGCUUUCGUUCGUUCCGGUGUUUAGGAUCAGGCCUUUUGUUUGCUGUUAUGGUUGGGUGUCCUGUAAGGUAUCGUACGGCAAUCGGGUAUUUUCGCUAUGGACGGUCUUAUUACGAUAAAUCAUGGGGCGGGAAUUUGCGUGCGGAUCUGUUCUGGGGCGGCGGCGAUGGCUCUUUUUCUUGUUUUUUUUUUUUUUUUUUUGACAUUUCAUUUCCAUAGACAAACUCAGCUUGGGAUGGCAUGGACGCCAAAUUGGCCUCUUCCAAGCUGGAGGGGAGAAAAAAAGUGCACGGGGGGAAAGACGGCCCCCCAUAUAACCUGGUACUGUGCAGUACGGCAAUGCUAGCCGUGAUUAUCAGCGGGGCGAGGAGCCCAGGCUCAGGUAUUCACGAGGUCUGUCCGAAAGCGGGACAUGGCGCAUUGUUAUCAUAUGUGGUGAUGCCGUGCAACUCAUCUCUCUUCUCCCCCUCUCCAGGUCUGACA
Molecule: messenger RNA, 2546 nt
Organism: Tuber aestivum (summer truffle)
Lineage: Eukaryota; Fungi; Ascomycota; Pezizomycetes; Pezizales; Tuberaceae
Source: the annotation of a GenBank genome assembly